UUCAUUUUUUCCCACAAAACCAGUCGUGGCUUAAGGCAUCAUUAGGCCUAACCUUAACCCCAGUUUUAGUGAAUAAUCAUUUCCAUUUUCUUCCCUUUUCUGUCUACAUCUUCUCCCAGUUUGGCUGCUGCUUCUUCUAGAAUCUGCAAGAAAUGUUUUUUCAUCGUUUGUUGUUGAAAGCCUUUAAGAAGAGUUGUUUUUAGUUGCAGACGAAGUUGAUGUGGUGGGGUUCUUUCUUCCAUGUGCAAGUUGUUGCUUGUGAAGGAGAGGAGAAGCUGAGGCUGCUAUUUGGGUCAAGAAAUUGAAGUGGGCACUGCAGUUUUCAAUAAAAAUUUUUAGAGUGUCUUGAGCUUAUUCACGAGGUAAGGGCAAAGCGAGAACUGGGAAGUGCUUGCCUUGCUUCAAAUGUUUGCUGCUGUCUUCGAGGUAUAAUAUGGAAAGUAAAAAAGAGGCCAAAGAGGGUCAGGUGACAGAAGAUUCGAUGAAAUUCAUGGACGAUAGCUUAGAAUCGACAGAAGAAAAUGGUUUGUCAGAUGUGCUAAUUAAAAGGUUAGAGCCACACCACCUACUUGUUCUAAACACAUCGGGUUCCUGCUCUGUUGAAUUCGGAGAUCAGAAAUUGUUCGUCCAUGGUCUAGAUAAGAAGCUCCCGAGGCAUAUAAUAAGUUUUGACGAAAGACAUUUAAUCCGUUGCCUUAAAUUGAUAAACGAGCAUGCAUAUGGAGCAUCGUUAGGCAGUUUUUCGUCAAAAAUGAGAGUUUUACAAGGUAAUGGCAAUGGCAGUAUGUGCAAUAUGAUCGGUUUGGCGAGUGGGGCUGAAAAUGUUGUCCUUAACUCUACAGGGGACGGGAUCAUUGGUGCUAUAACGCAUAGCAAGAGUAUGGUGAACAUCCUAAAAAGCCCGUUACUUGUCAAAUUGGGCAAAUUGGGCAACUUGGAUUUCGAUGUUAACUCGGGGAAGACAAAUUUACUUGAUGUUAAAGAACCAGCAUAUUCUGAUUCCCCGAGCUCGUUUGGUGAUUUUAAUUCCAGUUCAUCUCAGAUUCUGCAAUGGGAGAGGGCGGUUGGGUAUGACGGAUACCAAUCCCUACCCGAGCAAAGAAGUCUUAUUCCAAGGUCAAGUACAAACUCUACCUGUUCAGAUCAAUCGUCUUCUUCUGCUAUUUCUCAAGGAAUGCUCCAGAUCACAUGGAAAAACGGGUUACCACACUAUGUUUUCUCGACAGAUGGUAAGGAGGAGGUAUAUGUAGCUGACUUGCUCAAGGUGAACUCGACCGAUGAUAAGUUUUUGGAUUAUGUUUACAUAUUUCAUUCGAGAUCAGGUGCCAAAGGAGAGGGUAGUGUUGUCUGCAAUGGGGAAUCGAGUAUUGUGGGUCGAAUGACAGUGUCUACUUCGCAAAAGUCACAGAUUCUCGAGAGGCAAUUCGUGCUGUACGGUUGUGGUGAUGGCUUCGUGGACGAUACGCAAACCUCGAGUCACACAAGAAAGAACAAGAGACUAGUAAAGAGAGUGGCGGAUGCGUUUAGGGCAGUCCACACGUAUAAGCAGAGAAGCUUGUACAAGUUUAGUGGAGGAGCAAAUGCAAUUCACGAGGAAAAUCCUUGGAUGGAAUCCCAUAACAGCCCCGAUUCGGGUAUUGUUAGUGAUGCAGAAACCGUAUUUCUCCCUAAUUUCGAAUUGGCUGCUGUGGUUGUGAGAGAUCAUGUACACAACAGCCCGAAGAAAGCAGAAACCGGAGGGUGGGGCUUGAAGUUUCUCAAGAAAUCCAAGACGGGGCAGAAAAAUGCAAGCUUGGAGACCUCAAUACACUCCGAGAAUCCUUCUGUUAGUAGCGGAGAGUGCUCAACGAGCAUGGAUGUCGUAGUUCCAGCUGGUUUUCAUGGCGGCCCGAGAGCCAGAAAUGGCGGCCCUUCUAGCCUACUCGAGAGGUGGAGUUCAGGAGGGCAUUGUGAGUGUGGAGGCUGGGACCUCGGGUGUCCACUAACUGUUCUCAACACUAGACCAAACAAAACGAACGAUUUAUCAGAAACAGGCCUAUCUGAAGAUUGCAAAACUAUUGAUCUUUUUAUACAGGGCUCCCGGGAAAGUGUACCAAUCAUGAAAAUGGCAAACAUUCAUGACGGUUUAUACUACAUUCAUUUCCAAUCAACCCUGUUGUCUCUGCAGGCUUUUGCCAUUGCUACUGCUAUCAUCCAUAGCCGUAGUCCUAUCCUUCGAUCCAAAUUGUACAGGAAGUGAAGUAACAGCAUUAAAGAACUCCGAUACUUCUGCUACACCCCAGUUUUCGCCAAAGUUUAGAUGAAUUUGCAGCUCUUUAUCCCCUGAUUACACACACAAAAGUAGCCAUGUUACAUGAUCCUAAUGUUCGUAGCGUUUCCUUGCUAAAAAGUUACAUCGUUUUGCUACCACUGAAAACUACAGAAUAAUAGGCCAGUGUUAAUUAGCUUCUGUUGAUGGUUUACAUGACAAAAAACUACCAUUAUUAGCUUCUUUUUUCUUUUUGGUUGUUGGAAUGUUGAUCUUAGGGUUUUUUUGGGAGCAAUUGAUGAUUUGAUAGGGUAUUCAAAAUCCAUGUAAAACUUAAUUUAUGUGUAAAGGAGCAUUUGAAGUUUUGAACUUUGUGUUAUUUUGUGAGAUGGGUAAUGCAUGUAGAGGGUAUAAAGGGUGAGUUUGUAAUACAAAUUAGACUAUUUAAUUUUUGGAUGAUCGAUUA
Molecule: messenger RNA, 2714 nt
Organism: Ipomoea triloba (trilobed morning glory)
Lineage: Eukaryota; Viridiplantae; Streptophyta; Magnoliopsida; Solanales; Convolvulaceae
Exons: 4
Coding region: 434-2239 (601 amino acids)
Source: RefSeq, a predicted model, not a curated record